Molecule: messenger RNA, 1055 nt
Organism: Vicia villosa (hairy vetch)
Lineage: Eukaryota; Viridiplantae; Streptophyta; Magnoliopsida; Fabales; Fabaceae
Product: Golgi SNAP receptor complex member 1-2
Exons: 6
Coding region: 194-913 (239 amino acids)
Biological process (GO): vesicle fusion; endoplasmic reticulum to Golgi vesicle-mediated transport
Cellular component (GO): SNARE complex; Golgi medial cisterna; Golgi membrane
Molecular function (GO): SNAP receptor activity
Source: RefSeq, a predicted model, not a curated record
UCAUUUUACUAUUCUAUAUCACCCAAAUCCCAAAUUCACAAUCGAACGGGUUGUACCUUCUCCUCCGGUGCACCACCUGCAGACGAUCCCACUCCUCCCUUUCUUCCUUUCCUCUCUUCUUCUCCUCUUCCGCCAUUUCUGCACUAAAUCAGAAACCUCAACUUCAAAACUUCAACAUCGUAAAAAGAUCCGAAUGAGGGAUUCGAAUCUGGAUUUGCAGGAAUCGGGUUGGGAGGAACUUCGCAAGGAAGCGCGUAAGAUCGAAGGCGAUCUCGACGUCAAGCUCUCUUCAUACGCCAAGCUCGGUGCUAGAUUUACUCAAGGAGGUUAUGUUGAUGCUGCCUCACCACCUGUUGGGUCCAGUAGGUCUUGGAAAUCCAUGGAAAUGGAAAUCCAAUCUUUGCUCGAGAAACUAUUGGACAUAAAUGAUUCCAUGAGUAGAUGUGCUGCAUCUGCUGGACCAGCUACUUCUGUAACACAAAAGUUGGCUAGGCACAGAGAUAUUCUUCACGAGUUUACCCAGGAAUUUAGACGUACCAAGGGGAAUAUAAACUCAAUGAGGGAACAUGCAGAGCUUCUAGGUUCUGUUAGGGAUGAUAUUUCCGACUUUAAGACAUCUGGUAGUAUGUCACCAAGGAUGCAGUUAUUACGUGAGAGAGCCGCCAUCCAUGGAAGUACGUCUCAUAUAGAUGAUGUGAUUAGUCAAGCUCAAGCCACAAGAGCUGUCUUGGGUUCUCAGAGGGCCCUGUUUGGUGAUGUUCAAGGAAAAGUGAGGCUUCUUGGAGACAAGUUCCCUAUUAUUCGUAGCUUGCUCGGUUCGAUAAAAAGACGAAAGUCAAGGGAUACUCUUAUUCUUUCAGCAGUCAUUGCUGCUUGUACGUUGUUUCUCAUCAUUUACUGGCUCUCUAAGUAACAAGAAUUUUGUAACGCAAAUAAUGAAUUAUGGUACUUUAAUUCAUUGAAUUUUUCUGCUUCUUUCAAUGUAUUUAUAUAAUUUAGGGAUGAGAAGAGUAAUAUAUAUUUUUUAUACAAUCUACAUUUGUCUAGGAGCUUCA